Molecule: messenger RNA, 2817 nt
Organism: Eremothecium sinecaudum
Lineage: Eukaryota; Fungi; Ascomycota; Saccharomycetes; Saccharomycetales; Saccharomycetaceae
Gene: NHA1
Product: Nha1p
Exons: 2
Coding region: 1-2817 (938 amino acids)
Biological process (GO): regulation of membrane potential; intracellular potassium ion homeostasis; proton export across plasma membrane
Cellular component (GO): plasma membrane
Molecular function (GO): sodium:proton antiporter activity
Source: RefSeq, a predicted model, not a curated record
AUGGCAGUUUGGUCGCACCUUGAUGUAUCAAAAGCCCAUGUUGGAUAUGCAUGCAUAGGUGUUUUCUCAUGUAUCUUUUCAUUGGUUUCUCUUUUCGUUAAGGAAAAACUUUACAUUGGGGAGUCUACAUGUGCGGUUAUAUUUGGAUUAAUCGUUGGUCCUCAUUGUUUGAAUUGGUUUGACCCUACUGAAUGGGGUAACACGGAUGCUAUUACUUUAGAGAUCUCAAGGAUGGUUUUAUGCCUCCAAAUUUUUGCUGUGGCAGUAGAACUACCUAAGAAAUAUAUGUUGAAACAUUGGUUAUCCGUAACUAUGUUGUUGGUUCCGGUCAUGACUACAGGUUGGUUGAUUAUAGGAUUGUUCAUUUGGCUCUUAAUCCCGGGAUUGAAUUUUUCUUCCAGUUUAUUGAUUUCUGCUUGCAUUACUGCUACUGACCCUAUCCUAGCUCAGUCUGUUGUCUCUGGUAAGUUUGCAGAAAGAGUACCUGGGCAUUUAAGAAAUUUGCUAUCUGCCGAAUCAGGCUGUAAUGAUGGGAUGGCAUUCCCAUUUAUUUACUUGUCCUUUAAUUUAGUUGUUUAUCCAAAAGAUGGGCGUAAAAUACUGAAAGAUUGGUUUUGUGUUACUAUACUAUAUGAAUGUGUAUUUGGGUGUUUCUUGGGUAUUGUUAUUGGCUAUGCUGGUAGAAGGGCGAUAAGGUAUACAGAAGGUAAGAAAAUUAUUGAUCGUGAAUCUUUCCUAGCUUUCUAUGUUGUUUUGGCUACGAUGUGCGCUGGCUUUGGCUCCAUAUUAGGGGUUGAUGAUUUAUUAGUGUCAUUUGCAGCUGGUGCUACAUUUGCAUGGGAUGGUUGGUUUGCUAAAAAAACUGAGGAGAGUAAGGUUUCCACGGUUAUUGAUCUACUAUUAAAUUUAGCGUAUUUUGUUUACUUUGGGGCAAUUAUUCCAUGGAAGCAAUUUAACGACCCUCUGAUUGGUACAACUGUUUGGAGGUUAAUUCUCCUUGCCGUCGUCGUGAUAACAUUGCGUAGAAUUCCGGCUGUAUUAUUUUUUAAGGGCCUCAUUCCAGAUAUCAAAUCUUGGAGAGAAGCACUAUUCGUAGGUCAUUUUGGACCAAUUGGUGUUGGUGCUAUUUUCGCCGCAAUUUUGGCUAGAGCUGAAUUAGAGGGACAUGCAACCGGUGAGGAAACUCCAUUAAAAGAAUUGCCUGCCCAUGGGACGGAGCAUUGGCAGUUGAUUGCCUGUGUAUGGCCAAUUGUCUGCUUUUUGAUUGUUACUUCAAUAAUUGUUCAUGGUUCAUCCGUUGCGGUGAUUACUUUGGGUCGUCAUCUAAAUACGAUAACUUUGACAAAGUCAUUCACUACUCAGACCACAAAUGGUAAUAAUCGUAGUUCUGCAUGGAUGCAAAGGUUACCUGGGUUGGAUAAAAGUGGACGUUCAUUCUCGUUGCAUCGCAUUGACACAUUAGCGCCCCCAGAUAACAUACAGAAGUCUCAAACUAUUGAAACAAGCGGUGUGCCAGCAAAACCUGCAGGCGGUAUGAGAAAGAGAAAACAGAAGGUAAAAAGGAGAAAGGCAAAAGAUUUGUUUGGAACUGCUUCGAGACGUAGCGACUACGAACAAGAAGAAGUAACAGAUUUAAAAGAGGAAAGGUUAGCCCGCGAAAGACAAGCUAAAGCCGCAGCAUUUGCAUUAACUAGAGAUGAUAGACAUCUUUUCGAUGAGAAGCUUUCAGUGGAUAGUAAAGAUAAAAUAUCUCCUACUCAUUCUCAUUCUUGUUCUAUUGAACAGCUCUUAGAACAAAACCAGAAAAUUACACCUCCAAAUUCGUUGCAUCACUCAACAAGACGUGGCGGAGAACAGAAACUAACUCCAGAGCAGACCUAUGAUGAAAUCGAAUUUCCUAAGUACAGUAACAGUUCGUCCAAUGAAUAUGAUUACAAAGGACCUAGCAGCACCCCUGAUGAUGAUGACCAACAACCCACUAUUGCAUACCAAGAGGGUAAUUCAAUAAUUCUUGAAAAUAGAAGAGGUGAGAUAGUUGCUCAUACAAAAAUGUAUGAUAGUGAUAGAGAUUUGGAAGAAGGAAGCAGUGCAGAUAUGUCUUCCAUGCCGUCCACAGAGCGGAGGAACAGUCUCCGUAGACUCAUGUCACCUCCAUUCUUUAGGAGAUCUACUCUCGUAGACGAUGAAAGAGGCGCUAAAUAUCAUGCCUACAGGGUUAAUGACGUCUUGAUUAUAGAGAAUGAGGAUGGUGAAGUACUAAGACGUUAUCGUAUUAAUACACAUAAUUCAGACAAGGCUUCCCAGACUAAAAAAAGAAGUUCUAGUGUAGUUUCGAAGGCUCUUUCAGUUGUAGGCCUCGGAAAAUCAACUAGUAAGGCUCAGCAACUACAAGCCCCUAGUUCUGUUGCAGCUGCAGAUAAAACGCUUACCUCGGAUGCCCAAGUGUUAAGUACCACCGAGCAUCCUAAGCUAACGCCAGUCCCCUCUAUUCAUACAAGUUCAGGCGAGAACCGCAGUGAAAAAGAUAAUGAAGAUGAAGGGGACAUUACGCCUUUGAAGUCUAAACAUUUUCAAUCAAAAGAAAUUACUGAAGCCUCUGAAGAAUCAGAGGAUGAUGAGGAUGAGGAGGAUGAGGAUGAGGAGGAUGAGGAGGAAGAGGGACAUGAUGAAGAGGAAAAAGAAACGGCGAUUGAAAGAGCGAGGAGAUUAACCGCCCUUGGUGAAUAUUCCGCUCCAAGAGAUGAUGAUGAUGAAGAAAUCCCACCAGUUGUUGGACAAACAACUGCUGAUAUCAGGACCCCUACUGUGAGAAAAUGA